UCCAUGACUAAGCGGUACUCUGGAUUUGAGAGUGCAGUGUUGAAUGUGCUUUAUCCCACUAACCUGUUCCUGCAGUCGGAGCACCUGAACAGGCGAGCGCAGCCCCUACUGCACCACGACUCCCAGGAGACGGAGGUGAUGGAGGAGAGCAUCCUGCAGCCAGAGAGCCACAGCUCCGAGGCCGAGGAGAUGGAGACCUGGACUCUGCUCGGCCUAAGGCUGAAACUGUCUUCGUGGCAAGUCAAAGACCUCAGACAGCCUAACGAAAAAUACGCACUUCCCUCAAAUGUAGUUUGAGUCAGGCCCUCCUCCCUUCUGCCACCGUCCGACGUACCAAACAACUGUAAUCCCACAUACAGUGAAGCGAUUGUGGUGGGAGGGAUUGCCCUGUCUACUCUGAAUUGCAAAAAAUAAAAUAUCACUCUGUAUCUUACGUACAUUUUAAUGUCAUUGUAUCCCUGACCUUGUAUGGACAAGUUUUCGGCUGAUAGCUGACUUUCAAAACAAGAAAAAUCAUGGAUUUUAACGUCAAAAGAUUUGCAGCGGACGCCGGUACUUUCCUCAGUCGCGCAGUUCAGUUCACCGAAGAAAAAUUCGGACAGGCAGAGAAAACAGAGUUGGACGCGCAUUUGGAGAACCUUCUGGGCAGAGCAGAAUGCACCAAGCACUGGACAGAACGGAUAAUGAAGCAAACUGAAGUCCUACUACAGCCAAAUCCAAAUGUGAGGAUAGAGGAAUUCUUUUAUGAGAAACUUGAGAAAAAAGUGCCAACUCGGGUGAACAACCAUGAGCUGCUCGGCCAGUCCAUGAUCGAUUCUGGGAACGAGUUUGGACCAGGAACAGCCUAUGGCAACGCAUUGAUUAAAUGUGGAGAGACAGAGAAACAGAUUGGUGGAGCUGAGAGAGAGUUUAUCCAAAGCUCUGCCAUCAACUUCCUGACACCUUUUCGGAAUUUCCUUGAGGGCGAUUUUAAGACUAUCUUGAAAGAGCGCAAGCUACUUGCGAAUAAGCGGUUGGAUCUGGACGCAGCCAAGACGAGGCUAAAGAAGGCCCGGAUGGCAGAUGCCAGAGCCGUGUCUCACGGCUUCAGCCCUCCACCAGGGGAUGUUGACUAUUCAGCCAAUUUCUUUUACAUGGUGAACUUCCUUCAUGUCAAAUGGGAGAAGAUGUGGGCAGAGGAAGUGACAAAGGCAGAGCAGGACUUGAGGAUGACUCAGAGUGAGUUUGACCGACAGGCGGAGAUCACCAGGCUUCUCCUCGAGGGAAUCAGCAGCACUCAUGCACACCAUCUGCGCUGCUUGAAUGACUUUGUGGAGGCUCAGACCACAUACUAUGCACAGUGUUACCAGUACAUGGUUGACCUGCAGAAGCAACUUGGAAGCUUCCCUUCCUCAUUCGCCUCUAACAACAACCAGUCGUCGGUGAGCGGGGGUGCCAGUGUGUUGGUGCCCACCCUCCCGCUGUCGUCCUCUUUGCCUGCUGGCCGCAGCUCAUCGGCCUUCAACGAGCUGCGCAGCUGCAGUGGCAGCCGUAAGGCCCGCGUGCUCUAUGACUACGACGCCGCCGGCAGCAGCGAGCUCUCCCUGCUGGCAGACGAGGUGAUCAUGGUUAGCAGUGUCCCAGGGAUGGAUCCUGAUUGGUUGAUGGGAGAGCGCGGGAACCAGAAGGGAAAAGUGCCAAUCACUUACCUGGAGCUGCUGAACUAGGCCCUGGGUAGGACUGGAGUCCUGAGUACCUGAUGGAUAGCCACAGCACAGCCAAGCAUAAUCCAGCCCCGAUCUCAUAUUUAUAAUAAUAAUUAAUGAUAAUAAUAACUCGUAUGCAACUGUGCUUUUUUAGCGGUGCUUUUUUGUCUGUUUUGUGCCAUCUGGUUGAGGGACAACUCUGCUGCCUCUAACCACCACACUGGGAGCUUGAUGGGGUCCGUCCCACCAAACAUCUCAGAGCCCCCCCCGACCCUGCACCCUACUCAACACCCCAAAAGUGUUUACAAAUCAUUUAUGCAGAUGACGUGUUGGUUUUUGGAAUAGUGAUUUAGGUGUGAUUGACUGCUACUUGCUUCAUUAAGGGGCAGUGAAAUGCAGGGGGAAAAGGGGGGUGUUGAAUGUGUUAACUAUGAUAUUUUUUUUUUCCGAGAGAGAUAACAUGUAAGCACUUGAAUGUAAAGAAAGACUGAAAGCUUGAGAUUGAUUUUUAUUUCUUUUUCUUUUCAUUCUGAGAAGUCUUAGUAUAAGUGGGACUGCUUUGAGAAGUCUGUGCCUCUGAGAGAAAGGCUGAGAAAGAGCUGCGUUCCUCCCAGAGGAACCUUUUUUCCAGGGUUGACCAUAUCAGUAUCUUGAAAGAGAGCCUUCUCUGAAUUCCUUUAGAUUAAGGAGUAGAGACAGCAGGUCAUCAAUUACAUUUCGGGCUCCAUUGCUUUAGUACCGUGCCUUUGGUAUGGCCGGAUAGGCUAGAGGUCUUACAUAAAUUACAACACUUAAACCUCUGGAUUUAAAUGCCUUAACUGCACCAGAACUCUUUGUUCCUGCCAUUUCAAGUUAGGCAUAAUGAAAUUAAAGAAGAUGUUUUCCUCUUUUUCAAAAGACAAAAAAAUAUGGACCAACUUUUCACCAUUGACCUUAAUGACAAGAAGCACACUCCACCCCAGUAGGCCACCCUUCCCCCACCCCCCUCCUCUCAGGUUCAGUCGUCCGUAGGGUGUAGCUAAUGCUCAUGAGCACACAGGAAGUGCCUUAACGUAUCCUUUAGCCUUAUGUGUGCAUAUAGCACCGGGGUUCCUUACAGACAGUUUAUUUAAAGAAAAGACAUGGUCUUAACCCUCAGUACUAACUUUUCCUACAUCGUAUUCUCCCCUUACUCUUCUACUCUAUAUUCAAUUCGAUUCAUUGGUUUCUUAUCUUAAUUAUAUAACAGCUGAAGAAAACAGGUUAUCCAUUGUUAAUGGCCUCUUUUGUCUUUUGUUAAGUUGUUUUCAUAGAUUGUUGUAAAGAAUGUAAGCAUUAUGUAUUAAAGACCCUUGUGGUAUAUCCUUUUA
This is a messenger RNA of Alosa alosa (allis shad), 3034 nucleotides long. RefSeq names its product SH3-domain GRB2-like endophilin B1a (gene sh3glb1a). The record is from RefSeq and is a predicted model, not a curated record. NCBI's taxonomy places the organism in Eukaryota, Metazoa, Chordata, Actinopteri, Clupeiformes, Clupeidae. The coding region runs from base 516 to 1706 and encodes 396 amino acids. Gene Ontology annotation, cellular component: cytoplasm; membrane. Gene Ontology annotation, molecular function: protein binding. Gene Ontology annotation, biological process: membrane organization. The transcript is spliced from 12 exons.